Molecule: messenger RNA, 828 nt
Organism: Gadus morhua (Atlantic cod)
Lineage: Eukaryota; Metazoa; Chordata; Actinopteri; Gadiformes; Gadidae
Exons: 4
Coding region: 475-828 (117 amino acids)
Source: RefSeq, a predicted model, not a curated record
UCUAUCUCUGUCCCUCCCUCUCUCACGCUCUCUGUGCUCUGGCUGAACCAGCAGCUCUCAGCAGCACUAAUGAACCAGUGGAUCGGGGCGAGACUACGCAGAUCCAGCCCAGCAGCCCGAGAGCAGCGGCUCACCAUCCAUCAGGGGGACCCCCCACCAGGGCACUGAUCUGCAGCCAGCAGGGGGGGAUUCCGACCCCCACAGCCCACUCCAACGCUCGACCCCCAAACCCAACACAUCUGAGGCGGAGGACCCCCACACCGCUGCGUGUGCGAAACGCCAAAGUCGCCAUCGAGGGACGGACCCAUCGCUGUAUCAGCGGCGAGGAAAUCAGAGGAGAAGGGGAGCGUCGGUCAACGCCCAACCCCCUGCUCUCAGGGCUGACCCGCGGCACUCGCUCCCUGGGUCCACAGUGAGGAAGUCGUGCCCUCUCCCCGAACCACUGUCACUCGUCUCGUGGAGGAGCGCCCAGCCAUGGAGGAGAUGCUCACCUGCAACAGAAGCCCUUUCUCCCAGGUGUUUGGGCGCCAGGGACAGCUCAUGCAAGCCACCGUGCAGUCCCUCAACAGCCUGAACGACCAGAUCGCCAGCUUCAUGGUGAGUGGACCCAAGGCCCUGGAGCAGGAGGAGCCAGCCUUCCUCCCCACGGAGAAAGACACGCUGCAGAAGUCCAUGACCCUGAUGAGGCGCCUCCUGGUGGACGCCCAGUUGAUGGAGGAGCUGGAGCGCUGCCCGGGGUCACAGUGCGACCCCGCGGCCAGUCCCGGGCCUCUGAGUGCUGGGUUGUGUAUGGUGGUGGGAGUGAUGACAUCAGAGACACCCCACUGA